UAAAAAAGGUUAAAAUUAUUAGUUGAAACACUCUUGAAUUUAAUUUAAUAAAGUGGUUAAACAAUUGGCUUCAUAAUCAGAUAGAAUUCGCCAUGAGGAACUUAUCCGUCCAAAAAUUCGAUAACUGAAUGUCGUUAGUAUCUAUCCCUGCAUUAUAUUGCCAGCUGCUACUGAACGUUCAUUUUAAAUUUGAGAAUAUACAAUUUUCAUGUUUUUAUUCAGAAUUAACUUUUUACCUGCGUGCCGGUUUCUAUACAAUUUUUGAUUGAGUGAAAUUUCAUAAAAUUUAGUAAUAAUUAGUUACGAGUUUAAAAUCAUUAAUUAUUUUUUGUACAAGUAAUUCUUUGUUUGAGUCACUUUUGGAAUUAACUGCAGUUUUUCAUUUGAAUAUGGCGGGUCGUCCAAGGCGUCAAGCUGCCACUAGAACUGCUCAGAUAAUUGAGAUUUCUGACUCUGAAGAUGAUAAUUCCGUUUCUAAAAAUAAGAGAAGACGACGUGAUAGUUCUUUUUCACCACCGCCGACAAAGUCAACACGUAUAGAUUCUGCAGCACGGAAGUUAUCAGAAAGAGCAGCUACCAGUAGCUCCAGUGCAGUUGCUAAAAAACGCUGGCCCACAGAAAAAAGUAACAAAAGUCAGGCCACAGCAGCGCCUGAAAAACGUGCAAAAAAGGAUAGCAAAUCAACUACGAAAUCUAAGAAAAAGCAAGAUAAACCAGUUAAUGUGGAAGUGGUACAGGAAUCGGCCGAAACAAUUGCAGACGAGCAAGUGGAAUUAGUAGCUGAACAACAAACUGACACUCAUGAGACAACAGAUGGUCAAUGCAUUUCCAAUGCAGCUAAGGAUAUUCCACCACGUAGCUCUACUACAUAUACGGGUCGCAGUUCAUUUUGGGCUCGUCGAAAAGUAUGGCGAGUUGAUGAAUUGCUUGCAGAAAAAGAGAAUGUUGAGCCCGGCACUGCCAAGAACAUUGUACAAUUGCUUGAGAAUGAAAAUACUAUACCUUUUAUCUGUCGUUACCGUCGAGAUUUAAUCAAUCACAUAACACCUGAGCGAUUACGUGAUAUAAAGAACUCAUAUACGGAAAUUGUAGAGCUUCGUAAACGUGCCGAGACUAUUGUUACACAAUUGGCGAAAGAACAACAGAUUGACGAAGAAGUUCGUACUGAGAUUUUGUGUGCCAAAAGUAAUGAGGAAUUGGAGUUUUUGUAUGCACCAUAUAAACCAGCUAGUAAAGGGUCAUUGGCGGAACGCGCCAAAGCACUGGGCUUGGGUGAUGCAGCAGAUCGUUUACUCUUUGGUGAAGCACCGGAAGUGCGUUUGGAAUCGCUAGUAGAUCGGAACAAUAUUGAUUUGGAAAAUGUUGAAAAGGUACUGCAGGGAAUUUGCCACAUUAUAUCGCACAAUAUUAGUAAACACACAGGUGUUUUGGAAGAGUUGCGACGGUUGCAAAAAGUUCAUCGCAUUGUGCUCAAGUGCACCAAAUCCAAAACACCAGCCCCAUCAAGUGGGACAAAAGCGUCAAACUCUUUAAAACCUAAAACAAAUAACAAUGAUAAUUCUAUACAUUCGAAAAACAAAACAGAUGCUUCGAAAUAUGAAACCUACUACGACUUCCAGCAGGAUGUACGGUAUUUAAAACCACAUCAAGUGCUUGCUAUUAAUCGGGCUGAAAAACAAAAAUUCCUCUCAGUAAAAAUCAUCACCGCCGAUUACGUAAAGAAUGACAUAAAACGUUUUACACGCGAAUUAUUUAUGAACGAAGGUCUUCGUUAUCCCUUACGAAACCAGGUGUUUGAACAGGCAUUUGAGGAAUGCUAUAGCAAAAAAUUACAACCUUUAUUAUCACGGCAAUUGCGUAGCGAUUUAAAUGAAUCUGCAAAAAAGGCGGCCAUCGAUGUUUUUGCACAAAACUUAAAGCAAUUACUGCUCCAAUCUCCUCUCAAAGGUGAACGUAUACUUGGUAUUGAUCCUGGUUUUACGAAUGGCUGCAAAUUGGCGCUGAUCUCAGAGACGGCAGAUGUUUUAGAAACCGGUGUGAUAUAUCCGCAUGCGCGUAGUAGCAAUGUUGAAGAGGUGGGCGAACAAUUGGCAAAAAUGCUGGUGCGGCACAACUGCAAAAUAAUUGCUUUAGGCAAUGGCACGGCCUGUCGUGAAACCGAAUUUUGGCUGUCGAAUUUAUUCGAUUGGGAUAUUUUAGAUAAAAAUACUAUACGUUAUAGCAUUGUCUCGGAACAGGGUGCCUCAAUAUAUUCAUGUAGUGAGGUGGCGCGUAAGGAGUUUCCCAAUAUGGAUAUGAAUGAGAUAAGUGCUGUUUCUAUUGCGCGCCGUUUAAAUGAUCCGCUAAGUGAAUAUGUGAAAAUCGAACCACGUCAUAUUGGUGUUGGCAUGUACCAACACGAUGUGCCGGAAAAGACUCUAAAUGAAGCGUUGAAUGAAGUGGUUUCUGAAUGUGUGAGUUUUGUCGGCGUGGACAUAAAUACGGCUAGUUUAAGUGUUUUAAAACAUGUAGCUGGUUUGAGCGAGAAGAAAGCACAAAAAAUAAUAGAACAUCGCUUAAGCAGUGGGCCAUUUCAAACGCGCAAAGAUCUACUAAAAGUAAAGUCAAUUGGCGAAAAGACAUUUGUACAAUGUGCAGGCUUUAUACGAAUUGAACCCUUGAGUGUUGGCGGUAAAAUAGAAAAUCUGCUUGAUUGCACUUGGGUGCAUCCGGAGAGUUAUGCAGUAGCUAAAAAAAUCAUAAGCAAAUGCAAAUUGUUGCUUAAAGACAUUGGAAGUAAUGCUUUUAUUGCUAAAGUCAAAGCAUUUUCAUUACAAUGUGAUAUGGAUGAUUUGGCGGAAGAUUUUCAAAUACCCAAAGAGCGUCUUGAUAUUGUGUUGAUGGCUUUACAACGUGAACUCACUCAAGAUUAUCGUGCAGAGUUUGCUAAACGUCCAUUAUUCAAACAGGGAAUAACGCGUCUCACCGAGCUUAAUGAGGGCGACGUUAUGACUGGCGCUGUUACAAACAUAACACAUUUUGGUGCUUUCAUUGAUAUUGGCGUCGAAUGUAACGCUCUUCUUCAUAUAAGUAAAAUGAAGAAUACAGAGCUGAGCGUAGGUGAUCGUGUAACUGUUUCUAUUAUACAAAUUGAUAUACCUCGCAAGCGCAUCGGUGUACGUCUUGAGGAUAUGAUAAAAGAGACUGACACUUCGUUUACCUUGUCGUAAGGGUUUGGUCAAGUUGGUUAUCGUAUGUUUGAGUUAUUAAUGUUAUAU
Molecule: messenger RNA, 3257 nt
Organism: Ceratitis capitata (Mediterranean fruit fly)
Lineage: Eukaryota; Metazoa; Arthropoda; Insecta; Diptera; Tephritidae
Exons: 13
Coding region: 390-3209 (939 amino acids)
Biological process (GO): nucleobase-containing compound metabolic process; translation
Molecular function (GO): structural constituent of ribosome; mRNA binding
Source: RefSeq, a predicted model, not a curated record